Molecule: messenger RNA, 591 nt
Organism: Lottia gigantea (owl limpet)
Lineage: Eukaryota; Metazoa; Mollusca; Gastropoda; Lottiidae
Exons: 5
Biological process (GO): regulation of transcription by RNA polymerase II; cell fate specification; positive regulation of DNA-templated transcription
Cellular component (GO): nucleus
Molecular function (GO): RNA polymerase II cis-regulatory region sequence-specific DNA binding; DNA-binding transcription factor activity, RNA polymerase II-specific
Source: RefSeq, a predicted model, not a curated record
AUGAGAGUUCAAGACACACAUGGAAGUGCUGGUAAAGUGUGUGUUUAUCUAUGCAAUCGAGAAUUAUGGGUGAAAUUUCAUCAACAUACUUGUGAAAUGAUCAUUACGAAACAAGGACGACGCAUGUUUCCAACCCUACAGUACAGCCUGACCGGCCUGGAACCUACCAAACAAUACAAUGUAUUUGUAGACAUGAUCCUUGCUGACCCCAACCAUUGGAAAUUUCAAUCAGGACGGUGGGUGCCAUGUGGGGCCGCUGAACAACUUCCUCAAACUGGACGAGUGUAUCUUCAUCCCGACUCCCCUAACACUGGCAGCCAUUGGAUGAAACAAGAUAUCGUCUUCAGUAAACUAAAACUAACUAACAACAAAAAUAGUGACGGUCAUGGCGGAGUGGUAAGUAUUGUUCUCAACUCCAUGCACAAAUACCAACCCAGAUUGCACGUGAUUGAGGUCGGAGCUCCUGGUGAGCAAAAGAAGCUUCUCACUCACAGUUUUACCGAGACACAGUUUAUUGGCGUGACAGCCUACCAAAACACUGACAUUACUCAGCUGAAAAUCGACCACAAUCCUUUCGCCAAGGGCUUCCGA